UUCUAGGAAGGUUGUGGUUGACAGGGCCACAGCGGCAGGAGAAGCAUCUGGCUCUGCCUCUCUGUGCCCAGCGCUGGCGAUUGGAGUCACCCGACCUUGUUCCAAGGCUGGGUACCAAGCUCCCAUUGCUGUCAACUCCGAGAGCAUUCCCAAAUUCAAACCCAGACACUUCUGCGAGGCAGAAGCACGGGUUCAAAGAUGGACUUUACCAGAAAAGGAAAGACCACUGAAGGAAAAGGCCUGACUGGCUACCCUCUUGCCAAGAGGUUUUCCCCGGCGAGUCCCUUGAUGCUCCUUCCCUCCAAGCUUCCCAUCCCAAAGAGCUCUCCUUCUACCAAGCCAAGCCAGGUCUCCAGCGGAGAGGUGGAGAAGGGGAAAAAUGUCAUCAGCUGGGAUGAGGAGAGUAGAAAACCACAGGGACUGAUUUCAGAUGGAAAAGGACAUAAGGCUUCCUUGCUGUAUACCCCUGGGGGAGAAGUGAAGAAGGGGUCACUGGGACUACCUCUGCUCCCCCCAAUACGCAAGGCAGGAAGUCUCCCUGUUGGCAGUGCUGCAGGGUCUGUGCAAAGCUCUCUCCAGCUGGAUUUCCAGGAGUCCCAGGAGAUGAGGCCAAGACCCAGCAGCAGUAGCCAAGAGAAGAGCUCUGACCAUGCAGGCCUGACUGGCUACCCUCUUGCCAAGAGGUUUUCCCCGGCAAGUCCCUUGAUGCUCCUUCCCUCCAAGCUUCCCAUCCCAAAGAGCUCUCCUUCUACCAAGCCAAGCCAGGUCUCCAGCGGAGAGCAGGAGAAGGGGAAAAAUGUCAUCAGCUGGGAUGAGGAGAGUAGAAAACCACAGGGACUGAUUUCAGAUGGAAAAGGACAUAAGGCUUCCUUGCUGUAUACCCCUGGGGGAGAAGUGAAGAAGGGGUCACUGGGACUACCUCUGCUCCCCCCAAUACGCAAGGCAGGAAGUCUCCCUGUUGGCAGUGCUGCAGGGUCUGUGCAAAGCUCUCUCCAGCUGGAUUUCCAGGAGUCCCAGGAGAUGAGGCCAAGACCCAGCAGCAGUAGCCAAGAGAAGAGCUCUGACCAUGCAGGUUGUUCAGAGUCUAUAGCAAAAACCCAGAGGACGAAGGAAAAGAGCUCUCAGUGUAAGACAGGCCCUGGGAUGCCUCUGUUCCCAAGGAAACUCCCUGAGCCGUUGGGCCUGGAGACUCAUGUGCCGAAGCGCGGCCUUGGCAAUGGAGGUCUCGGCCCCCGGCCGGCUCAGGGGGCCUUGGCCCAGGAGCCUCAGCAGAGGCCACCGAGCAGCGCUGGCCCCAGGGUCACUGCCGGGGAGGACAAGGGGAAGGCCGAGCAUGGCUCAGCCUCACACAGAGGCCUGACUGGCUACACUAUUGCCAAGAGGUUUUCCCUGGCAAGUCCCUCACCACUGCUUCCCUCCAAGCCCUUGCCUCCCAUCCCAGAGAGAUCUUCUUCCAUCAAGCCAAGAAAGACGUAUAAUGAAGAGAAAGAGAAAAGCCAAACUAGCACUGGCUACACAGAUACCAGAAGAAUAAGCCAGGAGCUGAGCUCAGAUGGAAUAAGUUGUAAGGUAUGGAGGCCAAGAUAAAUCUUGUAUGGUAGAUUUUCUGUAAAGUGCUGUAGGCAG
This is a messenger RNA of Taeniopygia guttata (zebra finch), 1626 nucleotides long. NCBI's taxonomy places the organism in Eukaryota, Metazoa, Chordata, Aves, Passeriformes, Estrildidae. The record is from RefSeq and is a predicted model, not a curated record.